Varroa destructor (honeybee mite) is the source of this 2537-nucleotide messenger RNA. It is a transcript of the gene nompB, whose product is annotated as intraflagellar transport protein 88-like protein nompB. Gene Ontology annotation, molecular function: kinesin binding. Gene Ontology annotation, cellular component: non-motile cilium; ciliary basal body; centriole. Gene Ontology annotation, biological process: intraciliary transport; non-motile cilium assembly. The record is from RefSeq and is a predicted model, not a curated record. NCBI's taxonomy places the organism in Eukaryota, Metazoa, Arthropoda, Arachnida, Mesostigmata, Varroidae.
CACCACGUGAGCAGUAGAGAGUUUCUGUGAUCAAUUGUCUUCGUCAUGGCGAAAACGUACGCUUUCAGUUAAUUUAGUUAGCACAACGGAAUAAUUUUAUUGUUUGCGCCGUACGACAAUUACCAAUAGUAAGCGUCUUUGGAAAGGUUAAUGUUCGUUUCGAGAAGGAUGUUACGCCGAGCCGAUGCAGAAGAGGAUCUCUACGCCGGGUUCGAUGAGGAAGCUCACCCAGCUUUUGACACUCAAACAUUAGCCGUCGACGAGGCUUUCCAGCAGGCUGUCCAAAGUAGUCAUGGGCGGGGACCCCCAACAUCGUCUGGCAGCACUACGGCGUUCCGGCUGGCUACCGCCCGAAGCAGUGCGGCAAUGCGACGGGGGGUAGGCACCGCCAAUGGGCGACCAGUCACAGGCGGUGAGAUAGCUCGGCCCGUGACGGCUGUUCGAGGUGCCGGCUUCCAGAGCGGGGCAUCAGGCAUUCGCGGUACCAAUGUAGGUGUAUUCGACCCUCUUAACCAAGCCAAGAGCUCACCCAUUGUAACACUUCAGUUGAAAGAUGAAAAUGAUCCUAAGGAGAGAAUUAAAGACAUGGAAGCGUGUAUCAACUCACUGGUUGAGGAAAGUGUUAGAGAUGCCAGUAAGCGAAACUUUAAGCUCGCGCUUGAAAAGGCAAAAGAGGCCGCGUCACGUGACCGACAGUUGGCCAAGCAGCGAGAGCAGAUUUUAGCGGGAAGUCCAGCGAACAUGGAACUGAGCUUCUGUGUGAGCCUGAACCUGGCGCUUAGGUACACCGAUGCCGAUAUGCUCAGCGAAGCUCUUGAAAUCUAUCAGGGCAUCGUCCAAAACCGCGCGUUCUCCAAUAUUGGUCGUCUUAAACUAAACAUGGGAAACAUCUGCUUCAUGCAGGAAAACUUUCCAAAGGCUGUGAAGUUCUAUCGCAUGGCACUCGACCAGGUACCGAAUAUGCAGAAGGAUCUACGAAUAAAAAUUCUGAAGAAUAUCGGUACUGCAUUCGUUAAAAUGGGCCAAUUUGCUGACGCUAUUACGUCGUUCGAGUACAUCAUGGCAGAGAAAUGCGACAUUCAAGCAGCGCUUCACCUGAUUCUGUGUCACUACAUGCUCGGCGAUGUGGACAAAAUGAAAAGGGCCUUCAUUAAACUCUUGGAUGUCGAUAACGCAUCGCUUGAACCGACAGAGCUGGCUGGAGGUCCACCACGAAAUGAUCUCCUUCAUAAAAUGGAACAAAAACGGAAGAGAGAUACCGAAUUCACUAUCAUGACGGCCGCCAAUCUCAUUACACCUGUCAUCUUCCCGACAGCAGCUGAAGGUUAUGAUUGGUGUAUCGAGCAGAUGAAGGCGUCAACGAACUUCUCGUAUCUGGCGUCGGAUCUUGAGCUUAAUAAAGCAACGGCAUUUUUGCGCAAGCGAGAAUUUGGCAAGGCUAUCGAAACACUGAAAAGCUUCGAAAAAAGAGAUAACCGGAACGUAUCGGCGGCCAACAAUCUCUCAUACCUCUAUUUUAUGCUGGACAAGAGACAGGCCGAAAAGUAUGCUGACGCUGCCAUCGCCAUCGACAAAUAUAACGCAGCUGCGCUAGUGAACAAAGGGAAUUGUUGCUUUAGUCGAGGUAACUUCGGCCAAGCCAAGGAGUAUUACGGCGAAGCCUUGCAAGUAGAAGCAGGCUGUGUUGAAGCGCUGUAUAACAUUGGUCUUUCAUGCGAACGUCUAAAAGAACGCGAGCAGGCACUGGACUUCUUCCUUAAAUUUCAGGCUAUCGUUGGCCUCUAUCCACAAGCGCUUUACAAAAUAGGCCAACAGUUCGAGUAUGCAGGGGAUGUUAAUCAAAGUAUGGAAUGGUAUCAUCAGGCAUCGACUCUUCUCCUCAGUGAUCCAGAUCUCCUCAACAAACUUGGCGCUGUGUGCGAGUCUCAGAUGGAUGAUAUCCAGCAAGCGGCCCACUAUCAUGGAGAAGCUGUGCGCCACUAUCCUUCAUCGUUGUCAACUCUUGAAUGGCUGGGAGGCUAUCAUGCAGAAAUGCACGCCUUCGAUGAGGCUGUCCGCUGCUUUGAAAAAGCUCAGCUUGUGCAACCUGCUGAACCUAAAUGGCCACUAUACAUUGGAUCCUGCUAUAUGCGGUCGGGACAAUUUGAUGACGCUCUUCGUUGCUAUGAAAAUGUCCAUCGAAAAUUUCCUGAGAACACUGACUGUUUGAAAAUGCUGGUAAAAAUCACCGGCGAUUUAGAACUAGUCGAAUACGAGGAAUAUGUGACUCGCCUGAAGAAGGUUGAAAAGCUAAAAGAGGCACGGGUUCAAAGCGGCCGCACGAGCGGCGGCCGUCGCAGAAAAAUGGUUCAAGGAACGGCACGAUCCAUUGGAUCUGCCGAAGCGGUUCAGUCCAAAGUUGCCCAAGAAACCUCGAUGCCCGCAGAAGUCGAAUUCGAUGAUCUUGACGAUGAUUUUUUGCCGUUGUAAACCCGAUCAAGACACGGCUCUGCUAUAGCGAGAUGAAAGACUUAAUUACGAGGAUGCACGUCUUUGCC